AUGCACACGUGGGUAAACUUGACCCUCUCCGAUUCCCAAAAAAGGCGGGCCGUGACGUCACCCCAGGUGCUCCUUUUCCCCGUUAAUGGGCGAGGCCUCUACAGUUCUCGGUAGGCGGAGUACUAGGAGGCUGCCGCGCAUGCGCUUGGCGAGAACGCACAGGAGUCGCAGAGGCUGCGUGCGGAAAAUAGUCAAAGGGCAACGCGACCGGUAAAGUGGGCGGGCUGUCGUCCGCGCCUUGUUACGGGGGGGAGGUAGGGGAUGAACUUGUCGGCCUCCGUGGGCCCCUCUUUAUCUGGCCACCACCGCCAUCAUGGCCACGAUAGAACUGGAGUUCCAAGAGAUCGACGCUGCGAACGAUUGGCAGCCCCGCUAUCAGGAUAUUCGUAACCAAUCAAAGGAUUUUCCACAUAAAGUUGCAAAGUAUCCAGAAAACCGAAAUCGAAACAGAUACAGAGAUGUUAGUCCAUAUGAUCACAGUCGAGUCGUACUGCAGAAUACAGACAAUGAUUACAUCAAUGCAAGCUUGGUGGUUAAUGAAGAAGCCCAAAGAAAUUAUAUUUUAACACAGGGUCCACUUCCUAAUACAUGUUGCCAUUUCUGGUUAAUGGUAUGGCAACAGAAGACCAAAGCAGUUGUCAUGUUAAACAGAAUUGUUGAGAAAGAUUCGGUAAAAUGUGCUCAGUACUGGCCUAGAAAAGAAGAGGACAUAAUGAUGUUCAAAGAAACAGGAUUUUGUGUGAGGCUAAAAUCUGAAGAUGUCAAAUCCUACUAUACUGUGCGACAACUUCAGCUAGAAAGUAUCAAUAAUGGAGAGUGCAGGAUGAUAUUCCAUUUUCAUUAUACUACAUGGCCAGAUUUUGGAGUUCCUGAAUCCCCAGCUUCGUUCCUCAACUUCUUGUUUAAAGUCAGAGAAUCUGGAUCUCUGAGCCCUGAACAUGGGCCUGCAGUCAUUCACUGUAGUGCUGGAAUAGGGCGUUCUGGUACAUUUUCAUUGGUAGAUACGUGUCUUGUCCUGAUGGAAAAAGAUCCAUUUUCUGUAGACAUUAAACAAGUAUUAUUAAAUAUGAGAAAAUACCGAAUGGGACUUAUUCAGACGCCUGAUCAGCUAAGAUUUUCAUAUAUGGCUGUAAUAGAAGGGGCCAAAUAUAUAAUGGGUGAUUCUACUAUACAGAAUCAAUGGAAGGAACUUUCAAAGGAGGACCAAGCACCAAGUUCUGAACACUCUCCUCCAUACAGAACCAGACUUCCAGCAGAGAAGUACAAUGGGAACAGUGUAGGAUUUGAAAAUCAGGAACAAACUGAAGAUCUCAUAGAUGCAGAGCUGACUUCUACAGUUCAGAAUACCGCUGAUGCAAGUGCUGACAUUGCUGUUCGGAAACGGCUGAGAGAGGACAGAAAAGCUAACACAGCACAGAAGGUGCAGCAGAUGAAACAAAGGCUGAGUGAGGCUGAAAGAAAAAGAAAAAGGUGGUUAUACUGGAAACCUAUUGUCACUAAGCUUGGGUUUGGUACAGCCAUUUUCAUUGGAGUGUACUGUUGCUGCAAAUUUUUCUUCCAAGCUUCCCUUAUGUGAGUGUGUGCUUUAGGUUGUAACCCUAUGCCCCACAAUAUAUACUUAAGUUCUACACAUGUUUACUGGCUGCAGAAUGGCAGCCAUGGUUUGCAGACCAAGUAUGCUGGUAACACACCAGUGGGGGGAUAUGACUUGCAGCAUCAAAAUUCCCACAUCUAAGAUCAGUGCAGUAAUUUUGUAAAGUGUGGCAUGUGAUUAAACUGAUCACAAACCACAGUCUCAGGACUUUUCAUUGCAGGUACUUCUGAAACCAAAUUACCACCUGGAAUAAAGUUGUACACUCUUAUUAGGUAAUCUGAAAUGCAUCUUCAGCAAGUGUGUAUAUAUUAAAAUGAUUCUCCACUAGAUCUAGGGUAGACGCAGUGUUCUGCCAGCUCACAUAUCUGAUAUAAGCAAUAAACAGUGUGGUGUCAUACUAUGAAUGCAAAGCAGUUACAGUGAUGUGUAUGUGAUAUGCUAUUAAGCAUUUAUAUGAUCCAGACUUAGCAUAAAUACAUUUUAUAAAUCUAUAUUUAAUCAUACUUUUUGUAGAUAACUGUAUUUUUGAAAGCCAGGUUUGUACAAAUUUCACUGACCCAAACAAAAUAUACAUUAAAGCAGUUAACAGUGCAUCCAUUCCCAUCAUUUCAGGAGUGAUUCAGAAAUUCACUGACCUUCAUCAAGAUGUCACCAUUCUUAACGUAAUGAUUAGUAAAUUGCCCCACUGAAAUUUGAUGUCAGGAGAUAGGGCUACUUCUCAAUUUCUACUCUGUAAGUUGCAUUCAUGUAUUUAUGCCUGUAGUUAACAUUCUCUUUAUUUAAAAAGACUUGAAAAUGUUACAUUUUUAUAAGACGUCUGGGAGCUUGGUCCCCUAUCUCAAAACUGACUAUUUUGAGGGGAAGUUUUGUUAAUUUCAGCUGCUGUUGGAAGCUAAUAGUUUAUGUGAAAGUUCAAACAUUCCAUUAAAUGCAAAAACUUU
Heteronotia binoei (common prickly gecko) is the source of this 2535-nucleotide messenger RNA. RefSeq names its product protein tyrosine phosphatase non-receptor type 2 (gene PTPN2). The record is from RefSeq and is a predicted model, not a curated record. The transcript is spliced from 9 exons. Lineage: Eukaryota; Metazoa; Chordata; Lepidosauria; Squamata; Gekkonidae. Gene Ontology annotation, molecular function: protein tyrosine phosphatase activity. Gene Ontology annotation, biological process: protein dephosphorylation. The coding region runs from base 314 to 1576 and encodes 420 amino acids.